AAGGGAGGAAAACGCUGUGAGACUUGCUGAGAGGAAGGGAGGAAAACGCUGUGAGACUUGCUGAGAGGAAGGGAGGAAAACGCUGUGAGACUUGCUGAGAGGAAGGGAGGAAAACGCUGUGGCAUGGGCGAGUGGGCUGCAGCAGAAUCUCACUCUCAUGCCCUUCCCCUCCGCACUUAUGCCUUCUCACUCUCAUACCCUUUCCCUCCCCCCAAUGCCCCUCUCCCUCACAACGUCCUGCCGGUUGAUCAUCUGUUUUCCCCAUCGCUCGCUUAUGAUCUGCCACAUAGCCACUCUGCCCUCCUCCCUCCGCCUCUACCUCCCUUGUCUUGCACCCCCCUCCCCCCCUUCGCCUCUUCCUCCCCUAACUUGCCACUUCCAUCUCACCAUGCGCCUCCCCAUCCCCUCGCUCUCUUUCCCUCUUGCCUUUUCGCCAUCCCUCUCAAGUCCCUUCCCCCCUAAUCCCUUCUUCACGUCCCCAAGUCGUCCCCCCUUCCCCCUCCGCCACUGCCUUGCGCCUUUUGCCUCCCUCCACCCUUCCUCGCGCCCUUCCGGUUCCCUACCCCUUCCCCUCCAUUUCCCCUCUCUCUCCCCUCCCUUUCCCUGUGCUUUCCCUACGCCUUCCCCUCACUUUCCCUUCCCUUUCCCCUCCCUCUCCCCUGACCUUUCCCUGACUGCAGGGGGAGUGGUCGAGUGGACUGCGACGGGUGCUGUGGGCGAGGGGGGUUGGGGGGAAUGGGGCAGCAAAGUCAGAGGUAGUGCACCCAGUGAGGAGAGCGAUGGAGGGGAAGGAAAACCAGGAGAGAUGGGACGAGAUGGUGCUGCCUCUGCUCCCCUCCGGCCCCCUCUCGUUUCCCCCUCUCCCUUCCCGUCCCCAGUGCCCUCCCUCCUGGCACCCUUCCCUUGACUGCAGGGGGGGCGGAAGAAUGAAGAGCAGCGGAUGCUGCACACUAGAGAGGGGGGGCUCUGACCAAGAUUCAGCACAUAUGAAGUUUGAGCGUGUGAUGCCAAUAGUACAUCUGCAACAGCAUCUAAAAAAUCACGACCCCUUUGUUUACGGCUAAGGGGUUGUGAGGGAAUAUUGGGGUUUGGGUCCACGGCCACUACUUACCGUUUACACGCAUUUGGGUGAGAUCUGUUGGAAAUAGGCAUGGAGCUGCUGCAAACGUUGCAAUUUCGACCUUUUUCAGGUUGCGCGCCCCCGGAUUUCGUUUCAGCGCGGUCCGAUGUUCAGCAUCUACGGUUGACAAUCCAAUUUUUUUUCGAAUGGUUGAGAUUUCUCGACAGACCCUAGGCAUGCGCGAUCGAUUGGUUGAUUGAAAACAUUGUUUCCGCCGAACCAUGAUGUGUACGAAGAUGUUAGAAAGAGACUAUGAAUAGAAUAGGAAGAUAUAG
Closterium sp. NIES-67 is the source of this 1395-nucleotide messenger RNA. NCBI's taxonomy places the organism in Eukaryota, Viridiplantae, Streptophyta, Zygnematophyceae, Desmidiales, Closteriaceae. The record is from the annotation of a GenBank genome assembly.